Molecule: messenger RNA, 1062 nt
Organism: Brenthis ino (lesser marbled fritillary)
Lineage: Eukaryota; Metazoa; Arthropoda; Insecta; Lepidoptera; Nymphalidae
Source: the annotation of a GenBank genome assembly
AUGGAGGAAAGCGGGGCGGGUGAGGUCCUAACUAAAGUAGUUUAUCGCGAAAAGCAAUUACGUGAGAUGCAAAAGCAAUGGCACAACUUAACCACCCUGCUUAAAUAUUCUAAUGUAACCCCCUUCAAGGAUAGAAACGAUGCGGGCUAUAUUUGCGCUUAUUGCUUUAAAACCUACCCCGAUCCCAAUGUCCUCAGACAUCACACUCACUUCGAUCAUGUUAAAGAGAAACCUACAUACAAAUCUGGCUCGGGCAUGAGCAGUUUUGUAGCCUUUUUGGACAUAGUUGACCUAAAAUGUACAAUAUGCGAGCAAAGUAUGGAGAGUAUCAACAGUUUAACGGAGCAUUUGGUCAAAGAACACGACAAAAAGUAUUAUUUAGGUGUCACAGACUAUUUCCAACCGUUCAAACUGACGCGCGAACAAAUGAUGAACUGCUGCCUGUGCGGGGAGAUAUUUCACAACAUGAAAUUGUUGAUGCAACACAUGAAUGUACAUUACCGCAACUUCAUUUGCACAAUCUGUGGUGCGGGAUUCGUUAACAGCUUCCGACUGAACAGGCAUGAAACAACGCAUGGAAAAAAGAAGUCUAGUUUCACAUGUCGACACUGUGGGCAAGUGUUUGCAGCUGAGUCCAAGAAGAAAGCUCAUGUGAACACUGAACACAAAGGCAUUGCUGGUGACAGCGUGUGUCAAAUAUGCAAAGCUCGAUUUAAGAAUUAUUACCAAAAAACAAGGCACAUGAUGCAAGUCCAUAACGUAGAAGGCAUCAAAUGUGAUAUGUGCGAUAAGAAAUUCAAUUUAAAAUCGAAUUUGGUGUUGCACAUGCGAAGUGUCCAUCUCAAAGAGAGACCCUACGAAUGUUCUGUUUGUAGUAUGGGUUUCUUUAUAAAAAGACAUAUGUUAGGGCAUUAUAUGGCAACACACACGAAUGAGAGGAAAUUUAAGUGUGACGUGUGCGGAAAAGCGUAUGCCACACAAAAUAGUCGGAGGAAACAUAUGAAAAAGAAUCAUGGUAUCUCCAAAAACACGAUAUUGCCGCCUAAUGUAGUCAAGCCAAAC